GGACUGUUCAUUACCUCGAGCUAAACCUCCAUACCGCCUGGUGACUAUUGCGAUCUCUGAAAUUGAGAUUCGUUCGUAGUACCGGACGGUUUGGCUACGAAUUGAAUUGAAUUGAAUUAAGAGGUUGUGGACUCUGCCCCCCCUCAUCGUUGGGCCAAUGGGUGGCAACGAUUGUUGGCAAUAAGUCGGCCAGCUGGUUUAUUUACAGUUGAGAGCGUGAGCUUUGCCGCCAUAAGCUCCAACAACGGCUAAGAGGGCAGCAGGUCGGGGGUUUAAAACCCACUGCAGUAAGCAGAGACCUGACGGUCAAUAGUACCGAUAAACUGAACAGUCCAUUGUCCGGCACAUAAUGACACAAGAACAGAAGAAAUGGUUCGAAGACCUAUUGGAACCUCCUAGUGCGCCUUUUCAAGGCGAUUGGUCAGAAAGACGGAAGGCAAUGGCUGAUGCCAUAAUUGGAAAAAAUCUGGAUGCAAAGAAAAUUACUGUAUUGGUGGACAAACUGCUGGAACCAAAUAUUAAUUUGGCAAGUAUUGGAACUCCUGGUCGAGAAGAAAGAAAAUGGAUUGUAAAUAUAUGGCCCAUUAUCUAUGGACAAGAUCGUGCAGUCGUAGGACUAAUGCUAAAAGAUAUUUUGAGUGAAGAAAUGCAGAAGAAACAUGCUGAUAAAGAUAUUAGUCAAAUUGAAUCUUUAGAUUCAACAAACUGGGAUGAGCAACAAUUGUUAUUUCAAGCUGAAAAACUUGUUAAAGAUCUUACUUACUACUCAACUACUGAGAUUUCUAAGGUAAACAAGAGUGCUACAAACUAUAUGCUUCCAAGAAUUGUGGAAUUAAAAGGAUUAGUAGACAGAGUAUUACUUGAUAAUGCAAAAAUGAAGGGUAUUAUUGAAACCCAACAACAGAUGGCCUCACGAGCUGUUACUGCUGGACCAACUUAUUCAUCUACCUUGAUAAGUGGGAAAAUUGACGAAACAACAGAAUGGCCUAUGUUGAAGCCAAAGAAGGAAAUUGUGUUUGUUCUUCCUGAAAAGGAAGAUCAAACAAGUGAAGGUACAAAAAAGGAUCUUCUAAGAAUAAUUAAUCCUAUCAAAGAGAAAAUGCAGUUCCAGAGUAUUCGGAAGAUCUCAAGAGGAGGGAUUCUUAUAGAAUCUGAAGAUAAGGAAACUAUUGCGAAAUUAUUGAAGGAUGAAAGAUUCAAGAAAUCGGGGAUUCGGGUUGAAAAACCUAAGUCAAGGGGUCCAAAAAUUAUAAUUUUUGAUGUGCCCAAAGAGUAUGACUCUAAAAAUUUUUCAGAAGACCUUUAUGAACAAAAUCUCUCAGAAAUGGAUAUUUCUAAGGAAGAGUUUAUCAAAGAUUUCCAAGUAAGAACUAAACGUGUACGUAAGGAUAAUACAGACAGAAUACACAUGAUAGUAGAGAUAACACCUAAAAUAAGAAGUCUUCUGAAGAGAAAAUCAUCUAUAUAUAUUGGAUUUUCAUCAUGCCAUUUUAAGGACUUCAUAUCUGUAUCUCGCUGUUAUAAAUGCCAAUCAUAUGGUCAUAUAGCCUCUAAAUGCCAUGGAAAUUUAACCUGUUCGAUAUGCAGCGAACAGGGACAUAAAUAUCAGGAAUGUGGAAAGAAACAAGAUGGUGAUAAAUGUAUUAAUUGUAGAAAGGAAAAUCGGGAAUAUUGUCACAGAGUAGAUUCUACGGAAUGCCCGGUAUAUAAAAGAUUUCUCAAAAAAGAACAAGAAAAGAUAACAUAUGAAUAGACAACAAAUUAUUAAAAUUGGACAGUUGAACAUGCAAAGAUCUGCUGUGGUAACUAAUGAAUUAAUUCAAAUUGCUCAAGACAAGGAUCUUGAUAUUCUAAUGCUUCAAGAAUCAUAUUGUGUUCGUGGGAAGAUUGUUGGCAUACCUGGCAAGAUAAUAUGUGCAGGUGAACAUCCUCAAGCUGCUAUUUGGAUUCGAAAUCAAAGAUUAACCUGUAUGCCAUUAGCAGGACUGACAAAUCAAUACCAUGUAUGUUUAUUAGUCGAUUGUGGAAUCUUUAAGAUUAAUCUGGUUUCUUCAUAUUUUAAAUUUUCAGAUGAUAUAUCAGUACAUCUGGAACAUUGGCAGAAGAUAAUGGAUGUACUUAAGAAAUCUAGAGUAUUAUUCUCUGCUGAUUUAAAUGCCAAAUCUGCAUUAUGGAACUCUCCUAUUACAGAUGAUAAGGGAGAAGAAGUUAACAAUCUACUUAUUGCAAAUGAACUAGAAGUAUUAAAUAGAGUUGGCACACUCCCUACAUAUGUUUCACCGGCAUGGGAUACUGAGACUUAUAUUGAUGUAACUAUUUGCGACAGAAGGACUUAUCCUAAGAUUUCGGAGUGGACUGUAUGCCAGGAGAGUAGUAGUGAUCAUCGAUUAAUUCUAUUUCAAAUAAACCUGGAUGCUGAAGAUGUAAUAUAUCAAGCCUAUAGGAAAAGAUACUCUCAUAGAGCUAUUAACUGGCGGUUAUUUGAUAAGGAUUUAUGCAGAAGAUCGCAAAUAUUACUGGAAGAUACUCCUGACGAUAUAGAAUUAUUUGUUCAUAAUGUAACUGCAUUAAUAAUUGAACUAUUUGAAAAAUACUCUAAAGUUCUGCACCCCAAAAGCCCUGAACAUCCCUGGUGGGAUGAUGAACUUGAGAAACUAAGGAUCAAACUUAAAAAUUUAAGAAGAAAAUUGAAACAGAUGUGGACUUAUGAAGUAAUGCACACACUUAAAGAAAAUUAUAAAGAUACGAAGAAAAAAUACAAGAUGUUAA
Messenger RNA from Bacillus rossius redtenbacheri, 2769 nucleotides. RefSeq lists its product as uncharacterized. The record is from RefSeq and is a predicted model, not a curated record. Gene Ontology annotation, molecular function: nucleic acid binding; zinc ion binding. Bases 350 to 1753 code for a protein of 467 amino acids. The transcript has a single exon. NCBI's taxonomy places the organism in Eukaryota, Metazoa, Arthropoda, Insecta, Phasmatodea, Bacillidae.